This is a messenger RNA of Gasterosteus aculeatus aculeatus (three-spined stickleback), 5449 nucleotides long. RefSeq names its product sickle tail protein homolog. Lineage: Eukaryota; Metazoa; Chordata; Actinopteri; Perciformes; Gasterosteidae. Gene Ontology annotation, cellular component: cytoplasm. The record is from RefSeq and is a predicted model, not a curated record.
GUCUCGUGGGACUGUUCUGCUAGUCGGACAGGUAAAGCCGGCAUUAUGUACUUCUGUUGUCAUAGCGCGAGGCAGGCAAAGAGAGGUGGGGUUUACUUCACCUGACUGACACGGAGAAACAGCUCGUAGAAAGAAAACCAAAAGUCUGACCGAGUGGAAGAAAUCUACAUUUUACUUGCCGUGAAGCCUUGGACUUUAAAUCAGGUUGGACUUUGAAGCAACGUCCACCUCGCCAACCUCCGCCUUCAGGCAAGGACUCUCCAGUCCAUUGACAGCCCGCUCUGUGCAGGUGUGCUGGGCUUCGGGGAGCGGCAGAACGCUGUGGCUUCAGAGAUCAUGUCUGAUGGAGAGGUGCUGCCCCCAACAGUACCAUUUACAAGGGGCUGUAAAGCCAGAUCAAGUCUACCAGUGGGUCGAUCAAGUUGCCAGACCAGAGAGAGGCCACCUGGCAUAUUAUAUCUGCAAUAUGGGGAUGAGACAAAAAAAAUCAGGAUGCCAGUAGAGAUCAGCAGUCAGGAUGCUCUGGAGGCUCUGUUUGUCACCGCAUUCCCUCAUCAGCUUACCGUGAAGAUGCUGCAGUCUCCCAAUAUGGCCAUCUACAUAAAACACACCAACCGCAACGUCUACUACGACCUGGAGGACAUCAGAAACAUCACAUCCCACUCCUGUCUGAAGGUUUAUCAUAGAGACCCAGCAUAUGUGUUCAACCGCCAUGCCAGGCCAGCCAACACAGAGGGCAGGAUCUCCAAAGAGGUGCUGUCCAGCAGUCACAGUCCGGUCCACACCCUGAACCUGCAGGGCAUCAUGUCCCCACCCACGGCCCGCUCCGUGCCCUCGUCUCCCAGCAGGGUGGCGUACGUUGGUGGGAGUUCAGGGAUGGUGGAUUUAGGCAGCGCCACAUUACCACGGGAACGCCUGUGGCGGGUGGGCCGUUCCAGCUCCUUCUGCACCAGCAGUAGUACUAUACUGGAGAGGAGAGACGUGAAGCCUGAUGACAUGGCUCUGGUGAUGUGUGGUGAAGGAGGACCACAUUACCCAGGCUCCUACAGCUCCUCGCUAAAGGACAGAGGAGGAGGUUGCCGGAGCAUGGCUUCCUCUCGGUAUAGCUCUCCUCCGUCUUUCACUGCAGACAUGGUGAACGCUGGGGCCACAGGGAUCCCAGGGGGGCUGCAGCAAUACCGGGCCUCCAUUAAACCCCUGAUGGGCUAUGGAGAACUCCUGGAGCAGCAGACCCCCUUCCUCCACAGGCAGAAUAGCAGAACAUAUGAAGAUAGCCAACGUCCUCCACUUGGAACCAAAAUACCACCCACUUCCCCUCACAGAGUCAAUGAAGUCAGGAUGACUGAGGGACAGAUUGUUGGGAACCUGGCGUCUUCUGAGAGGAUGUCCCCUAUUCGCCGGUCCCUGCGGCGGGACACUAAUGGGGCCACAGUGGAGAUCUUAAACAGAGGCAGAGGAAGUGGCUCUUCAUCCUCUACCUCAUCUGUCUUUCUGGACAGUCCAAUGGGACAACCUGAGAGACUUGAAGGCCAUGUAACUGCCCAGAGUGAGAGGAUGAAAGCCAUAGAAGAGCAGAUAGCCAGUCUAGCAAGUCUGGUGCACAAUGCUCUGUCUAUCGGACCAGAUGUUCCAGGAGUCAAGAAUAAUAUCAGUGACAUAACUGAAUGCAUGCUCUCCGACAACAGAGCCGGAGUAUCAGCUGAACCUCGGGUCCCAGCUGCUGUGAUUGAGAGCUCCCGCCCCGCCCCUCUGAUGUUCCAGGCUCCUCCCUCUGACAACGGGCUGCAGCAGAGCUUGGUGUUAGCGAAGAGAAAUGUGUUGGAUCUGCGGUUACAACUCAACCACAUCAGACACAUACAGCAGUCCCACCAAGCGAGCGUGACUUCUAUGCUGCGGAUGGCAGGUCAGGAGCUGGUGGUGCAGAUGUACAAUCGGUUGGCUCAGUCUGAGGAGGCAGUGUACAGACGGAGAGCUGAGAUGGAGGAGGAGAGGAUCCACUACCUGGCUACAGAGAAGACAAUACUCACACAGCUCCGUGGACUGGAGGACUAUGUGGUAGGUUUGCAGCGCAGCUCCACCUCAAGUACCCACCGGCCAUCCCUCAGUCUGAGAGACGUGGAGGAGGGAGCAGUGAACCUGCGUAGGGUUGGAGAAGCUCUGGCCGUUCUGCAGGGUGAGUUACCAGAGCUGCAGGUGAAGAUGCGCUCAGUGUUGAGGCUGGAGAUGAAAGCAGUGGCUUUCCUGAAAGAGGAGCCUCAUAAGAUGGACUCCAUGCUGAAGAGGGUCAAAGCACUUAGUGAACACCUCGGUUGUCUACACAGAUGUGUGUCAGAUCAGGAGGCUCUUAAGACUCCGAGCCCCCAGAGCUGCCCCAAGCCCCAGCCUCUAUCCGUGGUCAGACCAACUCUUCCCACGCCCUCUCUCUCCAGGAGUCAUCCUGGCCUGGCCUCCACCAUAGCCGGUGGAAUGAACAUAGGCGCCCCAGUGAUCGACCCUUACCAGCACCCCAGCCCCCCACUGACAUCCACUCACGGACCAGACUCACUCACUGUGGCCAAGGUGACCACAGAACUGACACAUAAGAAUAGUUUGCAAGGUAAAAAUCAGCAAGAAGAAGAAGUGAGGACAUCUCCAACAUCCCAGAUGGCCAAUAGGAAGCCAUCUGAGUUAGCAGCAUCAGGCUACCGGUCUGAUGAUCAGGAUAUUCCAACAACAACCCAAAAGAAAGCAGAGAAAACGCCACCAUAUACAGCUCCAACUGUCCAAAAGGGAAAUGAUUUUUAUGUGAAAAUUUCUGAUCAGAUUAACAAUGAGGUUGUUGGACAGAUGAGCUCCCCAACCUUAGCAGAAAAGAAAGUCAAGUUUACAACAAUUGUUACUCUACAAAAAGAAAAUAUUCAAGCUUCUGACAAUGCAGGUUCUGACCGGACAAAUGAAAAAGAUAAAGAGGUACCAGCCGAGAAGAAGUCAAAUGUGAUGGUAGUAUUAACUUUACAGAAAGAAAAGUCAGAAGACAGUUUGAAAGAGUUCCAGCAGGAUGAAUCCCUGAGCUCAGAUCAGGGUCUAGGUCAUUCUCCUGUCCUAAAAACUUCACCCAGCUUGACUUACAGCAGCAAGCAGAAGAACCAGGGGCCAACUCUGCAGAUAUUCAAGGAACAAUCACAAUACACCGAAGAAGGAAGUAGCCUGAGCCCCAAUAUUUGGGACGAUGGAGGACCUCCACUACCUACAAUUGGUCAAAUCAACCCUAGAAUCUCCGAGACUGUGACUCCACGAAUGAGGACACAGUCCAGAGAGAAAAACGCAGCUGAAAUGAGUGACGCUGACCUACAGGCCGUAGCUGGGAACAACAGUAUUGGUGAACCCACUUCUCAGGGACAUGACAACCAAGGAUUCCAGGACAGUGAUGACUCUGGUAAGAAACCUAUUAUUAUAAUCUUAAAUGAGCCCAGGGACACUCAGUCCGCCUACAAGCGCCUGUCUACAAUCUUGGAAUGUGAGGGAGAUCUUGAUGGGAUUCUCAAUCCAGAAGAUCUUAUGGACAAAGAGAAGACAAAGCAUGAAAAAAAGAAACCGAACGUAAGAGAAAAUUGCAUCAGUGAAAUAAAUACAGACUUUGACCGUGACAACAUCAAAGGGAAUGUUCAGGAAUCUCAAUAUAUGCACAAUCAAAGACGUUCAGCAGAUAAUGUCUCAAUUCCCAAAAACCAACACCAUGAACUAGAUUCCCUUAGACAGCAAGAGACCAAAAGAAAAUUCAGAUUUAAAUUCCCCCAAAACAAACUUGCUGUAAUUAGCCAAGCCAUUCGUACAGGAAUGACCAAAAGAGGAAAGAAAACUCUCGAGGUUGCUGUCUAUGAGGAAGAGGAGGAAAAUGCAUCAGACAGUGGGUCAGUGAAGGAGACCAAGAAGCCAACAAAAGAGUGCCAAAGGUUUGAGACCAACAGUACCAAACAAUUCAACUUAUGUGAAGACAAUACUAUGGUCUCCGCUAUAAUUGAUACCAGACACUCUAAGUCACAGAGCCGGGUAGAGGAGAUCUGCAGUACUUUUGACUCUUUUGACAAUCUUGAAGAGUCAAUUAACCAGUUGGAAAUCGGGGGGGACAAUGUGUCUAGCCCCCGUUCUCCCUCCAGCAUUGUGUCCUCACCUCUUCAGUACCCUGAUUCCCACUUUGACUCCAGUGACAGAGCACUGCAUGAAGGCAAAGUGAAACGAGAGAGGGAAAAAAGCCUGUCCAAGAGGCCAGCGUCUCAGAUCCUUAAGGGCCCAAAUCCACCUCAGAGUAAGAAGGCCAAGCCACAACCGUCACAUGACUUGGGGAAAACCUCCACAAAGAAACAUACCUCCGGCAGCAGCUCCAGCUCCUCUGCCCAGCGAUCCCACACCAAAUCUCGCCACUCUUCUUCCUCUUGCUCACCAGAGAAGAUGCCUAAGGGCCACAAGCAGCCCCCCCAGAAGCAGCCCAGCCUGGUAAAUGACCUCUGACAGACCUGAACGGAGCAGCUAGGAGUCACCAUAGACUGAAGGGGAAUUACAGUAAUUCAUAUAGCAGGUUAGACAACCAUUUACUUUUUAACUCAAACAAACACCUGUCUCAGAAAAUAUGUUUCAAAGUUCAAUAAUUGCACAACAAAAAUCUGAUAUUGUGACAGCCCAACGGUGUGGACCUUUUUACUGUGGUCUCUGAAUAAAGAAACACUUUUUCAAUGUUUAUUUUUCAAACCCAAAGGCACAGUUUAUUAGACAUUCACUUCUAUGCAAAUAGUUCUUUUUUUCCCGUUUUUUUCCAGAAUCUGAACCCGUGCAUCACUUUAACACUUUUUAUGUCAGUUUGAAAUAAUUGUUUUGUGAGCAGUUGGUUGACAGUAUUGAGACAACAGCUGCUCCUGCUGUUUUUCUUUUUUCAAAGUGCACUGCUAAGUUAUGCCAGCAGAGGACAGUAGAGACACAUAGUGUCCUCACACCUGUAUUUUAUUUUAUAUAUAGCUGCACAUCCUUUUUCUAGAAAUCACAAAAACUCAUAUGUAGGCUCGUUAUAAUAAUAGAAGUGAUUGUAACAAAGAAAUAUCUGCAAAGUACGUUUUAAACUAUUGAAAAUAUAAGAUUGUAAUGAAAGUUAGUAUGCUUUCUGCGUGUCGUUUCUGUGAUGGUGACUAUAAUGAGAAAAAACGUGUGGUUUUUAAUGUGCUUUUAAAGAUUUAAUGCAAUAUAUAAAUUUCAGUUUUAAAAAGUUGAUCAGAGCAUCAUGAUGUGUUGCUAAAUACGAUUAAGAUUUGCAGUGUAAACAUAGAAAAAACUGUCACUUCAAAACUGAAUUCAUGGCAAAUAAGUUAUUUUACCCAAAAUGUAAUGAAUGAAUCAUGUUGAUAACCUUAAAACUGUAAGGACAUUUGGACCUUUAUUCUGUACAAAUGGCAUGUAUUAAACCCUUACCAUCCUGAUAGAG